Sorex araneus (European shrew) is the source of this 1898-nucleotide messenger RNA. RefSeq names its product F-box protein 24 (gene FBXO24). Gene Ontology annotation, molecular function: protein binding. The record is from RefSeq and is a predicted model, not a curated record. NCBI's taxonomy places the organism in Eukaryota, Metazoa, Chordata, Mammalia, Eulipotyphla, Soricidae.
AUGGUGUGGGAAACGCUGCAGGAACGGGCGUGGGGAGCUGAGUGCAGGGGCCAAGGGGCCCAGAGACAUGAGGGGCACAGGACAGGAGCAGGCGGGAUGGUGAGGAGAAGCCGGAGACGGAAGCUGCCCAGGUUCACCGCGCUGUGCAGACGAGAAGAGGGGCUCAGGGUCAAGCGGAGCUGCCCUUCUUGCGGCCCAGAACCCGGGAAUGAAGAGAAGAGGGGGAGAGGGAACCCUAUUUCGGUUCAGUUGUUCCCCCCUGAGCUGGUGGAGCACAUCAUCUCCUUCCUGCCCGUCAGAGACGUGGUCGCACUCGGCGAGACAUGCCACUAUUUCCACGAAGUGUGUGACACGGAGGGCGUGUGGAGGAGGAUCUGCCAGAGGCUCAGCCCCCGGCUCCGAGAGCAGGCGUCCGGGCUCCGGCCCUGGAAGAGAGCCGCCAUCCUAAACUACACAAAGGGCCUGUAUUUCCAGGCGUUUGGGGGCCGCCGGCGCUGUCUGAGCAAGAGCGUAGCCCCCCUGCUAGCCCACGGCUACCGCCGCUUCUUACCCACCAAGGACCACGUCUUCAUUCUCGAUUAUGCUGGCACCCUCUUCUUUCUCAAGAAUGCCCUGGUCUCCUCCACCCUCGGCCAGAUCCAGUGGAAACGAGCCUGCCGCUACGUUGUGCUGUGUCGCGGCGCCAAGGAUUUUGCCUCGGACCCAAGAUGUGACACCGUUUAUCGGAAAUACCUCUAUGUAUUGGCCACUCGGGAGCAGCCAGGCGUGCUGGGCACGACUGGCAGCCGAGCGUGUGACUGCGUGGAGGUCUAUCUGCAGUCCAGCGGCCAGCGGGUCUUCAAAAUGACCUUCCACCACUCCAUGAGCUUUAAGCAGAUUGUGCUGGUGGGCCAGGAGGCACAGCGGGCGCUGCUGCUCCUCACAGAGGAAGGGAAGAUCUACUCUCUGGUGGUGAAUGAGACGCAGCUGGACCAGCCCCGCUCCUACACGGUGCAGCUGGCGCUGAGGAAGGUGUCGCGCUGCCUCCCGCACCUCCGCGUGGCCCGCAUGGCCUCCAACCAGAGCAGCACCCUGUACAUCACGGACCAGGGGGGAGUGUAUUUUGAGGUGCAUACCCCAGGGGUGUAUCGUGAUCUCUUUGGGACCCUUCAAGCCUUUGAUCCCCUGGACCAGCAGAUGCCACUUGCCCUCUCACUGCCCGCCAAGGUUCUAUUCUGCUCACUUGGCUACAAUCACCUCGGCCUGGUGGAUGAAUUUGGCCGAAUCUUUAUGCAGGGAAAUAAUAGGUAUGGACAGCUGGGGACAGGCGACAAGAUGGACCGAGGAGAGCCCACACAGGUCCAUUAUCUGCAGCGCCCCAUCGCCCUGUGGUGUGGCCUCAACAACUCGCUGGUGCUGAGCCACGGCUCAGACUUCAGCAAGGAGCUGCUGGGCUGUGGCUGCGGGGCCGGCGGCCGCCUGCCGGGCUGGCCCAAGGGCAGCGCGUCGUUCGUCAAGCUCCAAGUGAAGGUCCCCUUCUGCGCCUGCGCCCUCUGCUCCAGCCGUGACUGCCUCUACUUGCUGUCCAGCCACGACAUCGAGCACCAUCUCACCUAUCGGGACCUGCCAGCCAGCAGGGUGGUAGGGACCCCCGAGCACAGCCUUGGCACUGGAGUGCCCCAGGACCCCGGGGGCACCGCCCGGGCCUGCGAGGAAUACCUCAGCCAGAUCCACAGCUGCCCGACGCUGCAAGACCGCAUGGAGAAGAUGAAGGAGAUCGUGGGCUGGAUGCCGCUGCUGGCGGCCCAGAAGGAUUUCUUCUGGGAGGCCCUGGACAUGCUGCAGAGGGCGGCCGGCGGGGGCGGCCCGGAGUCCUCGGCCCCUGAGAACUGACGCCCCCGCUUCCACCUCCCCCACGA